GGGAUGGCAAACUUCAAGGGCCACGCUCUCCCAGGGAGUUUCUUUCUACUAUUUGGGCUCUGGUGGUCAGUGAAGUUGCCACUGAAGUACUUUCACCAAAUGGGCUUGAAGAGGAGCAGACUGAGCCAGCAGCAACAGCGGAUUGAGAUCAUUGAAGGUGCAAUCAAGACUUUGUUUGCAGUCAUUGGCAUCCUGGCAGAGCAGUUUGUUCCAGAUGGGCCUCACCUGCACCUCUACAAUGAAAACCACUGGAUAAAGCUAAUGAAUUGGCAGCACAGCACCAUGUACCUAUUCUUUGGUGUCUCAGGGAUCAUCGACAUGCUCACCUACCUUUACUUCAACAUUGUGCCCCUGGGGUUAGACAGAUUGGUUCUGGCUAUAGCAGUAUUCAGUGAAGGUUUUCUCUUCCUCUUUCACGUUCAUAACCGACCUCCGCUGGACCAGCACAUCCAUUCUCUCUUGCUGUUUGGUUUGUUUGGAGGGUGUGUCAGUAUCUCUCUAGAGGUGAUCUUUCGGGAUAAUAUUGUGCUGGAGCUUUUCCGAACCAGUCUCCUGAUUUUUCAGGGAACCUGGUUCUGGCAGAUUGGAUUUGUGCUGUUCUCGCCAUUUGGAACAGAAUGGGACCAGAAGGAUAUGGACAAUAUCAUGUUCAUCACCAUGUGCUUCUGCUGGCACUACUUGGUUGCUCUUUGCAUUGUAGCCAUCAACUACACUCUUGUUUACUGCUUUCUGACUCGGGUGAAAAGAAGCACAGAAGGAGAAAUCAUUGGGAUUCAGAAGCUCAAGUCUGACCACACUUACCAGUCAGCCCUUCUGAGUGGCUCGGAUGAGGAGUGACGUCAGGCCUUGGGAGAGUGGAGGCCUCUCAUUCUUUUGAACAAUAACUGGGAAGGAUAUAGAUUGUUCCCUCUACUUCUAAGGCUUGCCUUAGUAAGCGCCUAGGGCUCCGUAUGUUGGAAAUUAGACCUCAUAUGUUUUUUUAUGUACCGUGUUAGUAGAAUCUCUAAGUAUAAUUUAACUUAAAGUCUGUAUUAGAGUAAUACCAUCUAUACAGAAAAAUGAACACCCUUCAGUAGCACUUCUGUCCUUACAGAAUUAACUUAAGGCCAUGAACACCUAUGAUAAGAAGUGCCCAUGUGGAUGAGGUAAGCUAUGAAUCUGACAGGACAG
Messenger RNA from Acomys russatus (golden spiny mouse), 1170 nucleotides. It is a transcript of the gene Tmem45b, whose product is annotated as transmembrane protein 45B. Lineage: Eukaryota; Metazoa; Chordata; Mammalia; Rodentia; Muridae. The coding region runs from base 4 to 837 and encodes 277 amino acids. The record is from RefSeq and is a predicted model, not a curated record. The transcript is spliced from 5 exons.